Eruca vesicaria subsp. sativa (arugula) is the source of this 1297-nucleotide messenger RNA. The record is from the annotation of a GenBank genome assembly. NCBI's taxonomy places the organism in Eukaryota, Viridiplantae, Streptophyta, Magnoliopsida, Brassicales, Brassicaceae.
CUCUCUCUUUCUAUAAACAGUUGAUUCUCAAAACAUCUCAAUUCCGUGCAGAUGCAAGUUUUCAUUACACGAGGAGCAUUAUUAUUUUGAUUCUUGAUCUUAACUUAGAGGGGGGAGAGAAAGAAAGAAAGAAUGUGUAUCUCAAUCUCGCAAGUAUCUAGAUUCAGAAUCAACCUAUUUGGAGGAACUUCUUGCUGUGAACGUGUCCAUGGCUGGUUCAAAAACAACUCAACCCCAAAGCUUCUCGAUAUUAGAGCUUCCUCGGUUAAUAGUAAGAGCAGAUGGGUGAGGCGGAACGUGAGCACAACUACACAAGGAAGUGGGAGCAAAACCAAGAGCAGUGUCCUUGGAGGAGCAGUUCCUGUUACAAGGAUAGUAGAUGCAGAGAGCACCACCAAGUUACAACAGCCUUUUGGAAACCUUCAGCAACGUCUUGCUGAAAACAAAGAUCUGUCUAAACUCUUGACUGUUAUAGUCUCUGAUCUUGAGACAACAGGGUUGCAUAGGGUGAAAGAGAGGAUUAUUGAAAUAGCAGCUCAGGAUCUAGCUGGUGGUGAGAAUAGUACGUUUCAAAGUCUUAUUAAUCCUGGUGUUCCUAUAUUGAAUGCUAGUAUCCAUGGGAUCAGGAAUGAUAUGGUUUGUAGACCUGAGGUUCCAAGAAUGGAGGAGAUGAUACCGAUAUUUCUGCGGUAUGUUCAGAGUAGACAGAAGCCUGGAGGUUAUGUGAUGAUUGUUGCACAUAAUGGCAAAACAUUUGAUUUUCAGUUCUUGAUCAACGAGUUUAACCGUUGCUCUUACGAGAUUCCUCAUAAUUGGUUGUUCUUUGACUCUCUCCCACUUGCCAGAGAGAGCAUGAAGUCUGUAGACGCAACAGUUAAGCCAAAAGCGUCAUUAUCAGCUCUAGGGGAUUACUACAGUCUUACCAGAGAUGGUGAAGCUCACAGAGCCUUGUCAGAUGUAUUACUCUUAUCUCAGGUGUUUCAGAGACUAACCAUUGAUCUUAAGCUCUCACUCUCUGAUCUUGUCCUCCGCUCUUACACCACAUCAGACCUUAUUGCUGCCAUGGCAAAGAACAAGAAGGCUUGAAACAAUUUUAGAACCAAUGAUCUUCUUAGUCUUCUUUUUUAUAUUGAUCUCUGAUUCUAUUGUUUCUCUAUAUAGUGUAUGUAACUCCGCAAAGGAUCUCAGUCAUGUAACCUGCUAUUUAAUUUAUCGUAGGAUAAAUUAAGUGAAAAACAUAUGUAAUUUCACUAAGUCAUAAACAUUCAAUACAAAAACAGUUAUGAGGUUUACUGCU